Phanerochaete carnosa HHB-10118-sp is the source of this 1757-nucleotide messenger RNA. RefSeq lists its product as uncharacterized. Gene Ontology annotation, molecular function: serine-type exopeptidase activity; dipeptidyl-peptidase activity. NCBI's taxonomy places the organism in Eukaryota, Fungi, Basidiomycota, Agaricomycetes, Polyporales, Phanerochaetaceae. Bases 1 to 1686 code for a protein of 561 amino acids. Gene Ontology annotation, biological process: proteolysis. The transcript has 12 exons. The record is from RefSeq and is a predicted model, not a curated record.
AUGCUCGCGUUGAGCUCGUUGCUGCUGCUUCUCGGCGCAGCCGCCUCUUCGAGCGCUCUCACACCCGCCGACACCAAGCUCGUCAACAUCCUCGGUGCCCAGGGCAUCAACCUCCUGAAGCUCUCUCGCGCGCACACCCGCACCCACGCACGCCGCGACCAGGUUCCGCUCGCGGUUCAGCCUGCCGAAUUCGAGCCGCAUUGGUUCAGGCAGCCCUUGAACCACUUCUCCAACAACUCGGAGACGUGGCUGCAGCGGUACUGGAUCAACACGCGUCACUAUAAGCCGGGGACACACGCUCCCGUUAUCGUUAUUGACGGAGGCGAGACGAGCGGAGAGAACCGCUUGCCAUUCCUCGACACUGGCAUAGCGGACAUCCUGCCCAAAGAGAUUGGAGGGAUUGGUGUCAUUCUGGAACAUAGGUACCAUGGCGAAUCUCUACCCGUUCAGAACUUUACUACCGACUCCCUUCGGUUCCUUAACAACGACCAAGCGGCAGCAGACUCGGCCAACUUCAUGGCGAACGUCAAGUUUCCUGGCGUAGACGAAGACAUUACUUCACCAGGCAAUCCCUGGAUCUACUACGGAGGCUCUUAUGCAGGGGCCCGUUCAGCCCAUAUGAAGAUGCUUUACCCAGAGCUCGUCUAUGGCGCGAUUGCCUCAAGCGCCGUGACGCACGCAAGCCUCGAGAACUGGGAAUACAUGGAGAUCGUCCGCGAUGCUGCGGACCCGAAGUGCUCCCAGCACCUCGAGAACGCAAUUGAGACCAUCGACUCGAUCCUCACGCGUGGCGAUGACACGAUCAGCAAGGUCAUGAAGAACAGGCUUAAGGCGCUGUUCGGUCUGCAAGACUUGGAGCAUGAUGAGGAUUUCGUCGCGCUGAUUGAGUCGCCGCUUGGAUACUGGCAAGCAAAGAACUGGGAUCCUGCAGUCGGGAGCACAAAGUUCGAUGAGUUUUGCAAAUCUCUUGACAAGCCUAUCGUGCCCCACGUGACAUUCCGCAAUCUACUCGCAAUCAACGAGACUCUCCACUUUAACGAGACCGAACAAAUUGUAACCUUUCAGGAAGGGUUUCAGGUCGCCUUCGCGAUGCUUAACUAUGCGGAGUAUAUCAGAACUAAUUUUGUCUCGCUUUGCCCUGUUGAAGCUGGCGCAACGAUUGAAGAGUGCUUUGGCACGUAUGACAACUCGGCAUAUGAAGGAACAUCGCUGGAGGAUACCUGGAGACUCUGGCUCUUUCAGGUCUGCACCGAGUGGGGGUACUUCUCUACUGCGCCGCCAGUUGGCUACCCUCGCAUCGUUUCAAGCUUGUUGACCCUGGAAUAUGAAUCCAAAAUUUGCGAACAGGCGUUCCGCCCUGGCAAGCACUUCCACGUGCCCAAGUUGCCGAAUAUCACAGUCGUGAAUGUGCUCGGCGACUUUGGCAUUGCAGAUGAUAGGCUUGCGUUCAUCGACGGCGAUGUUGACCCUUGGAAGCCCUGCACUCCGCACAGCAUGUAUGCUGCCCCGCGCAAAGAUACUAUCCUCCGUCCCUUCAAGCUCAUACCCGAGGGCGUGCAUCAUUACGACGAGAAUGGCCUGCAGCACCGCGAAGAUGAGCCGCUGCACAUCCAAAAGAUUCAUCGCGAAAUUGUGGAAUUUGUGAAGGCCUGGCUCAAGGACUGGAAGCCGCCCAAGAAGGACUGACAUACUCACAAACUGCUAUGUCCGGAUGUAUAGCGUUGGCAAUCACAGGAACAAUUGAGUUUGAGUUGACC